This is a messenger RNA of Xyrichtys novacula (pearly razorfish), 8592 nucleotides long. The record is from the annotation of a GenBank genome assembly. NCBI's taxonomy places the organism in Eukaryota, Metazoa, Chordata, Actinopteri, Labriformes, Labridae.
AUGAAACUGCUCUGUGGAGAGGACUUCCUGUUUGGUGGUGUGAAACUGAAGAGACGCCGCAUGAACUGGUGUCAGAAAACUGUGACAGCGGAGACUGAAGGACAGCUUCUGGACAUGGGUGAGAAUAAUAACUUUAACUUUUGAAUUCUGAUUCAAAAACACGUUUCUUUCUGCGCUGCAGGUUUAAGACAGUGAAGCAAUAAUUUGAUGAAAUCUGACUGUUAUUAGCACUUUGAAUAAUCCAACAUAUUACACCAAACUCUGCUCAGGUGCAAAAAAAGGAAAACUGAAAAAAAUGUACUGAAAAAUAAAACGUUAAUUUUAAUUAUUUGAUCACAACAACUCAGUAAAUAAUCAUAAAUUCCAGGAAAACAAUCUUUUGUACUGUGAUGUACAAAAACAAUACAGUUGAACGUUUGAAGAAACUGGCCAAUAAAAUUCCGACUUUAGCUCGAGGUCCCUGGUUGAUGUGACGGAAUAGCGCGUCUUUAGCUGGUGAAAUGCAGAAGUUUCUAAAAGCAGAAUCAAAGGUUCAAGCCACAGCUCAGGAAACGAGUGAUCUGUAAAAGAGAAGCUCGUUGGUUUCUCACACAAAUAAUGUCACUGUGGGCGCUUUACUGAAGACAGGUCUUCUGCUGACAGUCUGAACAAAAUUUCAUCCUCAGAGUCACAUUUCUUACCCAGAACUCCUGCCUUUGUUUUCGUGGUCGACUCUUUUGCUUCAUGUUUCUAAAUUUGUCACCCAAUACUGAGAAAUGUGUCAGAAACAGUAAAAAAUAUGUUCAGUAAAAUGAACAUUAAAAAUAUUACCCACAGUUUGUUUUACUCUGUCCCACCUCUAAAAGGAAAAAUAAUUUCCAAGUUUACGAGUCUUUGCUGCAGAACGUCAGACUCCUGUAGUUCAUGUGUUACGAUAUCUCGCUCUGCAGCAUACAGGCGGUUUAUUCUUGAGGAGGAAGUGGUUUAGCAGCCUGUGGUUUUAUAUCAGACUCCGUUGACAAUAUGUCCCUCAGAUUUAGUCUUGUUACCCUGUUUGCGUGUGUGUGUCCUCUUGAUCGAUUAUCUGACAUUUCAUGUAUUACCCAGAUCAGCUGUUGUAUUUAUUCACAGACGAGGUCUUGAUCAGAAGAGUUUUCCCGUGUUUCUCUGAAUGGGGAAGCGCUCUGUUGUUUGGCUGUAGUUCUCAGAAUUCAUCUUCACUCUGCUUUAGUUGUAACUUGUUAAACCUGCUGAAUUUGCAGCUCCAGAGGACCAGAGUGAGAUUUCCGAGCAAACAGCAGUCAGUGAUGAAGAGCGGAGGACAGAAAAGCAGGUAUUCCCCUCAGCUCUAACUGCAGAAAUAUCCCUUUGAGUCUUUGCAGUUUCCAUCAGUUUAUUUAUGACUUCAGACAUGACUCCUCCGGCUGCUCUGAGCUGCAUUUUCAUUUCCCUUUUUUUGUGAAUUUGAGACUGCUGAAUUUUUUGAAGUGCUGAUUGUGUUGUACAGUUGUUUCAUCUUGAUGACGGAUGUUGAAAUGAGUAACACAGAAAAACUGAUUCUGCUUCGUAUUCCCGGAGGUCAGUGCAAUACACGCACAUCUGAAUACUUUGAACACGCCACAAUAUUUCAUUACCCAAACAGAAAGUACAGGAGGCCUUCACAGACUCUGUUCUGGUAACUAGAAUAAGAGGCACAAUAUGAGAAACUCAGAUUAGCUCAUCAAAUUUCCAGCUGAAAGCAGAGCGGUUUCUGUGGUGAGUCCUGACCUGACGAUUGCAUCAAUCCAACACGACACUCAGAUUCAUUGUGAGAGUCACAAUUCAACACUUUGACAUCAGCAUCACCCACACAGGUUUCCAAAAAAUUUCACCUAGUGGAAAUCAGCUAAACGUUUCACAGUAAUAUUCAGUCCCUGCUGUUGAAUGAGAUCAACAAAAACAACCUUAACCCCAACAGUGUGAGGCGGAGAGAGCAGACGUUUCCUGUUGCUAACCACCGAUGCAAUGACCUGAAAGUUUAUGAAUCACAUCAGAAAAUUGAACAAUCCUUCAUAAAUAUCAGGGAAUUUUAUACAAAACUAUAAGUUCUCCUUCAUUUGCCAUCUUCUCAUUAUUUCAUGCUUUAAUUGUGAGCAAGUAUAAAGUCUGAGGUUGGAUUCAAACGGCUAAAAACAUCAUUUUUGACAUCCCCUUUUUAAAAUCCAAACAUAGAAGGUCCAGAACACAAGUGGAAAGUCUGUGGCUGUUUUAUCUGGGAACAUUUGAUCAGUGUGGAGCUGCUAUACCGUGACUCAGUCGGGGUUAUCUCGGUUAGAGGUCUGCACCUUCACUAUUACUCACUCUGGAGGCCAACUUCUCGGAACCCGGAACCACAUAGAGGAACUCGAUUCAAUAUGAAACCACCCUGAGCCGUUAUGUUGUACAAUGACUGCCUGUCUGUGCGUGCUGAUUCAAACUCUGAAAUAUUGAAAUUCUUUGCUGUGGUCCUCAUGAAGCUCUCAAAGUUGAUGGAAACAGCAAAGAUGAGAAAUUUCACGUAGAAUUUUUGCUCUGAGGUUCAGUCAUCUCUGAUUUCACUGCGAUAUCAGGAGUUCAGAUAUCAUCAUGUUCACCUGGCAGGAAAAAAUAUCUGUUACCAUGGAGACAUGCAAAUAUCGAGGAUGAGAGUUUUAUUUAAAGGUAUUAUAAAAUAUCCAAAGUCAUAAUACAUCGAUUUUCGUCCCCAUUGACUUAUUGAAGGUGUUUAUAAAUUGAUGGAUGUUGCAUUGACUUGUCCUUCUGGUGGUUUAAUCCCUCACGUCUUUACGUUUCAUUUCUCUUUUUCUCAAACCACAAACUGUGACAGUUCUUGUUUUACUCGGCUUUAACACUUACCGUCAGACAGAGUUAGAAACACAUAUUCUGACAGUUAUUCCAUGAAAUAUUACAAAACAGUUUGAGAGCUCAAAAACUCAAACUAAAACACUCGGACACACCUGUUCUUUCAGUGUUUGUUUCUUAAAGGGACUUUUGUGAUACCAGACAACGCUCAACCAAAAACCCCACAAGUCUGCUGCUUUCUCUCCAGACCGGAUGUUUCGUGGUUACCUAUUGAAAGUAGCGGUGAAACCCGACUCUCCGAUUUUGACAUUUCAUUUCAGCAUUUGCAUUCCAGAAGAUGAUUCUGUAUUGGUUCUUCUUAAAUCGCUUCAAACUGUAAACAUGGUUUUACAAGGACUGCGUCACAUUUAUGGGAUUGUCUGGAUUUUGAAGUAAAUGAAUUAAACAUGUGACCUCCCAUUAGUAUUUGGAUUGACAAUACACCCGUUUAACGUAUGUUUUACAAAUGUAAUUGAAAAGCUCAAAGUGAUGCUCAGCUUUCAGUGCCGAGAACAAAAACCAGAGCAGACUUCAUUUAUAAUGAGAACGGGAACAAUACGAGUAUGUUAUUAUCAUAAAAGCCAAACUGGGAAAGCUUCCAUCUUACCACUGUACCAUCCUCUGGGAACUGGGAACCAGUUACCAACCUCCAACCUAGAGCUCUUCGCUGAGCCCUGAGCUCUGAGCUUUUCUAAAGAACUCCUCAGACACAGAAUAACCUUCAGAAAGAGCUCAGAUGGACUCAGGGUGUCUUUGGACGGAUGUGUCGGGGCUGCUGACUCUCCUGUUUCUGAUAUUUGACCAGGUCUCAUUGCAAAAGUGUUUUUCAGUCUUAAAGAAGCUUCCUGGUUGAAUGACGGUUGAAGUAAAGAACCGGCGUGUGUCUCUGGCAGGUUUCCCCCUCCAUUAUUGAGAUUAAUGACUCACUGACUGAAUGUGAGGAAGAAGUGAGGCCCAGUUUGCUGCACAUGGAGGAGAAAGCUUUUGUCACAAGUCUCCACACUUUCAUGAAGGACAGAGCCACACCGAUAGAGAGGAUCCCUCAUCUGGGCUUUAAGCAGAGUGAGUGAUUAUGACUUAGCCUUGAUAGUUACAUCAACUUUAAACACCUAUUCUUUGGAUGAAAUAUUUUGUUUUUUACUGUCAGUUAACCUUUGGAGGAUCUUUAAAGCUGUGGAGAAACUCGGGGGAUAUGAUUCGGUAAGUUUAAGAGUUUCAUUGGCGUUCAUAUCUGCUGUCUCUGAUAUUUACAGUGAGAGAAAGCUGAGAGACUUCAUCUGUGUUUGAGAUGCUCCUGUGAUGUAUAAGAAACAUGACCCUCCAUUUGACUCAAAGUUAUCGUUAAAAACAUUAUUUUAUUUAAGGUACAAAUAUGUGCGCAGCAGCAGCAGCAGCAGCAGCCCCUCUCCUCUUCUGUCCCUCACUCUGACGUGAAUGAAGGUUUAUCUUAUUUCUGAUCUUCUUUAUCUACUAAUUUCCAACAGCGACCCACAAAAGACUCACACUAAGUCAAAAAUAUAUAUAUUCAUGAAAUUACACACUAUUUAAAACAUAUAAACAAGUAUCCUGCCCCACUCCUACCGCGUCUGUCUGGGUGAAUGCUGCUCUAUUCUCCACCCUGAACCUUUGUGGGGAAACCAGACAACAGGAAACAACAACAUAAUAUAUAAACUAUAUAUAUAUAACUCUAUAUAUAAUAUUUAGUUAAAAUAUAAACUAUAUAUAUAACUAUAUAUAUAAUAUUUAAUUAAAAUAUAAACUAUAUAUAUAACUAUAUAUAUAAUAUUUAAUUAAAAUAUAAACUAUAUAUAUAACUAUAUAUAUAAUAUUUAAUUAAAAUAUAAACUAUAUAUAUAACUACAUAUAUAAUAUCUAGUUAAAAUAUAAACUAUAUAUAUAACUCUAUAUAUAAUAUUUAGUUAAAAUAUAAACUAUAUAUAUAACUCUAUAUAUAAUAUUUAGUUAAAAUAUUGCAGAUUAAACGAGAUGACGAUUUUAAAAGGUAUUGCUUUCAUGAACUAUUCUUACACGAAGAGCUUCGUCCUUUUUCCUGGAAUUAUCUAAAAAUCUCUGAAUAUGUAAGAGGGGAUUAUUAACAGAACAGUACGCCCCCUGGUGGAAAUAACAAUUUUUGCAGGUCUUUGAGGUUUAAGGGUGAUUUCCAUGUUUUGCUUGUAUCAGACUUUUGUUUGGUUUAUCAUAACUUUUUUAAAGAAACUGACCCAGGGAUGAAAUCAGGUUUUUAUCGAGGACAGUGUCUUUAGAAGAGAAAACUGCAGCUGCUGAAGUGAGUGGUUAGAAUGAGAACUUCCACAGUCUAUUUCCCGUUUACUGAACCUUAAAAAAUUUAAAUGAAAACAUCAGAAUAUUUACCUCAAACCAAAGUCACACAGACCACAGCAGAGAGAUGAAACAAGUUUAUUUUCCUGCAGCUACCACUGAUUCUUUUCCUCUUUAAUUUUUUCUCUUCACGUCGUUCAAACUUCAGGGGGGAGACUUUGGAGCACGUCUCCAGAUCAGGCAUCAAAUUCGAAGUUUUACUGUGUACAGUCUGCCCAGACAGUUGGAUAGAAAAUGAAAUAUUUCCAAUAAUGUUCAUAAGUGUGAUUGGAAUGCUUGCUGGUAUGUUAGGUGUCUACAUCUCUUGUAUACAUUAGGUAAGAGGCAAACAUUUAAGGUUGUGCUUGAAAAACAUAACAAACAUGGCUGCCACAUGCUGUCAAAGGUUAGAGAGUGAAAAGAGAUUCUGUAUUGAACUCUUUCCAUUUGUACUUUUUUGGUUAUUUCUGAUAAGCAGGUUUUUAAAGAAGACACAAUAUCUCUGAAGCAAACGACUAAAAUGUUCCUCUUUGCAACAAACACGCCGCAUUUUACAAUCAUGCAUUGUCAGGCAGAUAAAGCUAUGUAAUUUCAGGUGUUACCAAUAACAGCUGUGCGUGGAUCUGCUGUGACUGAGUACACCAGAAUUUAUUGUGUUUGGGACAAAACCAAAAUAGGUGGGCUAACAUGCGCUCUGCUGACCUGCACUUUGGACAGGUUUCCACUUCCUCGCUUGAAGUGUAAAACUUACAGUCACCCACAAUCCCCUGCUGUGUGCUUCAUGUGACAGACAAGUUCAGAAAAUUUUGGGACUCAUUUUUCUGGAAUUAGCAUGCAGACUUUAUUGACGGGAAAAGUACCCUUCAGUGUUUGUGACACACCAGGUCUUCAAUUCACUCCAACAUUUUCAAAGCCGCUCACAGACUCUGGGUCACGUCAUACAGGAGUUUUAUUACAAGUAGUUAAAGUUCAGUGUUUCUAACUCAGUGUUCAGGAAAGUUUAUUCUUACUUAUCUUUAUCUUUAGUAAGUAGUCCUUCUCUGACUCUAAUCCCAGCUACUGUGUUUCCAACAGGUGACAUCGAGGCGCCUUUGGAAGAAAGUGUACGAUGAGCUUGGAGGAAGUCCAGGUAGUACUAGUGCUGCUACCUGUACACGCAGACAUUAUGAAAAGUGAGGAUUAUUCUGUUUUUAAUGCAUCUUCUAUUUUAAAAACUUGAUAAACAGACUUAUGAUCAAAUAUGUAUUUCUCCAGGCUAGUGCUUCCCUUUGAAAGACACAUAAAAGGUGAGGAGGAUAAACCUUUGCCUCUGAGCAAACCACGGAAACCGUACAAAAGAAGUUCAGACAGUAAGCUCGCAAAAACUGAGAAGAGGAGGAAAAGGUCUCAGCUGGAAAUUGACGUGGAUUCUGAGGUAUCAUACUGCCUAUACUGUCAAUUUAUAAUAUCUUACAAAAAACAAGCAGUGAGUUUGGUAUGCAUGUUAAGUUAAUGUGAUUUUUUUUUUUAGAUGAACACCCCACAAAGUCCAGAAAUUUCCUGUCAAAGUGAGGUAGUCAUUCAUUCUCGCUGCACACUCUGGAACUCCAGUCAACACCUUCCAGACGGCUCUCAGCCAAAAAGAGCCCACAACACUACCAUCUACACUCACCUUGCCCCAGUCCCCACAUGCAGUCCCUGGUCACAGCAGGGAGCUAACGUCCCAUCUGUUGUCGGAGAAGUUAUUUCCCCUCUGGAGAAAAAAAAGCGGAUGGCUCAGGCGAGUCUCAACAUCUCUCUAAGUUCCCUGAGCGAGGACAAAGAAAGGCCGUCUGUCAUUCACUGCUCUCAGUCUCCAUCUCGGGCUUCUUCCAACCACAACUGUACCUCCUCCUCCGAUAGCUCCCCUCUCCCUCUAUCCUCCUCCUCUUCCCGCAGCCCUUCCCCUUACUCGGUGUCAUCAGAGGAUGGUCCUGAAGGGGGUGACAGUAAACCUGCAACUGAACUGCUCCAAAACAGUCCCAGCUCAGUAAAAAGUACAUCCAGCAGCAGCAGUGAGGACAGAAAGUCUGCGAGCUGCACCCAGGUAUCCAAGGAUCCUGUAGAACAGAGAAAAGACAGUCCUCGAGUCUGUGCACAGUCAACAGACUUGAUCCAAGUCCAGGGUCAAGAGUCAGCAUGGAGACCGGUCCGGAAAGAAAGCAGAAAAUAUCUCAGCCGUCCAUUUCAACCACAGUCCCCCUACAGUGUGAUCUCUGACUGGCCAACAUCUGCGUCUAGUUUUACCAAAGUGAUUCCAAGUUCUGUGCAGCUCCUUCGGCCGGCUCCUGUCCGGCCAGCUUGUAAAUUUCCCCGGUCGAUGCAGCAGGGUGACUCUCUGACGUCUGCCAAAAAGCAGAGCCACACGGGUCCUUGGAUAUAUCACACAGACAAAAGGGAAAAACCCAGAACAAUGCAACAAAAAGUUUCCUUAACCCAGCACAGUGCAUCCCAUUCUGCCUCCAGUGUAACCGGUUCGAGUGCUCUGUCAAGCUAUGAGAGAUCAGGUGGAGACUCUCGACACCAGCCUCUGUUUAAUCCUACGUACCUCUGCAACAGGAUGAGACUACCUCCUUCUCAGCUCAUGUACCGUCAUGGCUCACCUCAAUCUGCCAUCAUUGGGUCCACUUCUUACCCUUAUCCCUACUCCAUUCCUCUGUGGAGCCCCCAGUUAGGAUAUACGCUGCCUGCCUUGACUCCCAUCUAUCCUUACAAAAUGUAAUUUUAAAAAUCUAACAACUGACCUCAAAAAACAACCUAAGAUGAAUGAUUUGUAUUUCUGUUCUGAGUCAGGAAGCCAUGGAGUUUAGAGGGUCAACUCUUCACUUGACCCUCUACAAUAAAACAAGUAAUUCUAGAUGAAAAUAAGGUCACAACAGCAAUGCAUGGUGAUGAAUUUCAUCGCAGUUUAGCAGAUUUCAUCAACCAUGUGCAUUUUAAUUUUGUUAGAAUCAAAAACAAUUCUUGUGUUUUGCAGUUGUAUUUUAUUGCAUAUUAUGAGUUAUCGAGAAAAAAAACUUUAGGACAAAGGCAUAUGCGGAUAUAAGUGUAGAAGGCAUUUAAAUAAUGCUGUGAUAUACUAAAGACCAGUUUUUCUGCAGAUUGAGUUCUUGGGACUUUGUACUCACUUGCACAAUGUAGGUACCUUGUAUUUAAAGUAAGGAACCUUAUUACUGUACUGUUAAGUAUGUUAGAGGUAUGUAGGGUUUGAUUUGAAAUGAAUAUUGAACUAUUUUCAGAUAUUGCUAAAAUAUUCUAAUGUACCGGUAUUUAAACAGAAAUGUCAUCAAAAAGUGCACUGUUAUUUUGAACUGUAAUAAAGAUGAACAUUUAUGUCUAAGUCACUCUGUCAGAAUUACAGUCACAGAUCUGUCUGCGAAAAAGAGUCAGUGAUGAAUAAAGUGAAAGGAAAAGGAA